Molecule: messenger RNA, 3649 nt
Organism: Pogoniulus pusillus (Red-fronted tinkerbird)
Lineage: Eukaryota; Metazoa; Chordata; Aves; Piciformes; Lybiidae
Gene: GCLC
Product: glutamate-cysteine ligase catalytic subunit
Exons: 16
Coding region: 208-2118 (636 amino acids)
Biological process (GO): glutathione biosynthetic process
Cellular component (GO): glutamate-cysteine ligase complex
Molecular function (GO): glutamate-cysteine ligase activity
Source: RefSeq, a predicted model, not a curated record
GGCUGACGUCAGAGGGGAACCGGUCUCGGCGCUGUGGCCGUCUCGGUGGCACUGCUCAGCAGAGUAGAGCGGAACAGAGCGGGACAGAGCAGUGCGCACAGCACACCGCCGCACCGCACCGCACCGCAGCGUACCCCGCGUCGCGCAGGCUUCGCGCUCCUCUUCCUCCCGUCGGCGCCGCUUUCCUCCGCUCAGCCGCGGGCCGGCAUGGGUCUGCUGUCGCAGGGCUCGCCGCUGAGCUGGGAGGAGACGCGGCGGUACGCGGAGCACGUGCGGAAGCACGGCAUCAUCCAGUUCCUUCACAUCUACCGUGCCCUGCGCGACCGCCACAAGGACGUCCUCAAGUGGGGCGACGAGGUGGAGUAUAUGUUAGUGAAAUUUGACCAUGAGAAUAAGAAAGUGCGCCUGGCACUCUGUGGUGAAGAAGUUCUUCAAACACUGCAAGACAAGGGUGAGAAGGUAAACCCCAACCACCCAACACUCUGGCGACCAGAAUAUGGAAGCUACAUGAUUGAAGGGACACCUGGGCAGCCAUAUGGGGGAACCAUGUCUGAAUUCAACACUGUGCAAGACAACAUGAGGAAAAGACGGCAAGAGGCUGCUUCUGUGCUCAAAGAAAACGAGGCUCUUUGCACUGUGACAUCGUUUCCAAGGUUAGGCUGUCCGGGCUUUACGCUGCCAGAGUAUAAACCAACGCCAGUAGAAGGAGGAGCUUCAAAAUCCCUCUUUUUUCCAGAUGAAGCCAUCAAUAAACAUCCCAGAUUUAGUACUCUGACCAGAAACAUUCGGCACCGAAGAGGAGAGAAGGUUGUGAUAAAUGUACCCAUAUUUAAAGACAAGAACACACCAUCACCAUUUACUGAGACAUUUCCUGAUGAUGAUGGCGAAGCAGCAAAGGCAGCUAAACCGGACUAUAUAUACAUGGACGCCAUGGGUUUUGGAAUGGGAAACUGUUGUCUUCAGGUAACAUUCCAGGCUUGCAGCAUUUCUGAAGCAAGGUAUCUUUAUGAUCAGCUGGCCACCAUCUGCCCCAUUGUGAUGGCCUUGAGUGCAGCAUCUCCAUUCUACAGAGGCUAUGUGUCUGAUAUUGACUGUCGCUGGGGAGUAAUCUCAGCAUCUGUAGAUGAUCGAACGCGAGAGGAGAGGGGACUAGAGCCACUGAAGAACAACCAUUAUAGAAUCAGUAAAUCCAGAUAUGAUUCCAUAGACAGUUAUCUAUCUGAAUGUGGUGAGAAAUACAAUGACAUUGAUUUGACAAUAGACAAAGAUAUCUACGAGCACCUGAUAAAGGAAGGUAUUGACCACCUUUUGGCACAGCAUAUUGCACACUUGUUCAUUCGAGACCCAUUGACGUUGUUUGAGGAGAAAAUACAUCUAGAUGAUGCAAAUGAAUCUGACCAUUUUGAGAACAUUCAGUCUACAAACUGGCAGACAAUGAGGUUUAAGCCACCUCCUCCAAAUUCAGAUAUUGGAUGGAGAGUGGAAUUCAGACCUAUGGAGGUCCAGUUAACAGACUUUGAAAACUCUGCAUAUGUUACGUUUGUGGUAUUGCUAACCAGAGUGAUUCUGUCAUAUAAACUGGAUUUUCUCAUUCCUUUGUCCAAGGUGGAUGAAAACAUGAAGGUGGCCCAGAAAAGAGAUGCUGUCCGACAGGGAAUGUUUUACUUCAGAAAAGAUAUUUGCAAAGGUGGAAAUGCUGUUGUGGAUGGAUGUGGCUCUGCACAGAAUGGGACUUGCACCAAGAUGGAGGAAUACACCUUAAUGAGCAUUGAUACAAUUAUCAAUGGGAAGGAAGGAGUCUUUCCUGGUUUGAUCCCUAUUUUGAAUUCCUAUCUUGAAAACAUGGAAGUGGAUGUGGACACAAGGUGCACCAUCCUAAACUACCUGAAGCUAAUUAAAAAGAGAGCAUCUGGCGAACUCAUGACAGUGGCUCGCUGGAUGAGGGAAUUCAUUGCACAGCAUCCAGACUACAAGCAGGACAGUGUGAUCACCGAUGAGAUGAACUACAGCCUCAUUUGGAAGUGCAACCAAAUCGCACAAGGCCAGGCAGAGUGCCCUGAACUACUAGGGGUAGGGUUUAAUAAGAAACAAAGUGGAAACAAAACUGGCUCUUUGUAAUCAAUCAAUGUUUCUUCAGUUAUAGAAAGUGGAAGCCUUUUAGCUAAGAUACUGUGAAUCUGGUACAGUUUCAUGGUGUGAAGACCAAAACAGGGAUACUGCACUAUCAAAUGGGCCAAUCUGCCUAAACACUCAUUUAAGGCAUCAUAAAAUGGGCAUAUUCUUCUUGUCAAGGUUUAUACAAUGUAUAUGUAAAUAGUAAACUAUUUUUAUGAUUAACAUCAAUGUAUUUUAAUAACACUGUAUCUAAAGUUAAUUGUGAAUUAGCUUCUAACUUUUUUAUGCUUAUUCUAGAAAGACAAAGUUGUCCUGAACGGCCUUGUACAUUUAACAGUACUUGUAUAUUAUUCCAGGCAUUCCAGUUGCUGAAUGUUUACUGCAGUUUUCUAACCUGGAAUGUGCUAAGUAAUCUACAUUAUUAUUUAAGAAAAAGACAACAAACUACAAACAAAACCCCCAACAAGUCUGCUGGAUGUACCUGAAUCACAGAUACUUUUUCUUUCCAUAGGGGUUUUGACAGUAUUUAAGACCAGACAAAUGUUAAGAUUUGUUAAUCUGUCAGUUGCCAUGAGACCUGCAUCCAUGCACUCUCAAACUGCAAAACUUGGAGGAGCAGGUCUGUCCUAUUCAGAUAACCUGCCUGUCUCCUGGUAACUACUUAGGAAAGGUCUGCCAUAUUCAUAUGUAAAAUGCAUUUCCUGGGAAAGAAGGACAUCUUGACCUGGAUACAUCAUUAUCUUUUCCCCUCUGAAGUAAAUUUAUACACUAUCACAGUUCAGAAAUUUUUCCAAUGAGUUGACAAAAAAAGCAGUAACAAGGAAGAGGUGAAAGAGGAGGAAAUGAGAACUGAACAUAAAACUCUUUACAAAGGAACUAGAGAGAGCUGGACUGCAGCAUUCCUUAACCACUAUUUCUUCCAUGUUGCUGCUGGUCCCAGUCAACAAUGCCUGCAGCACAAAGCCCUGUUGCUUCUUCCUCUAGAUUGAGUUUCUCAUUUGCCAUUCAUGUUUUUUGUCAGCAUGUUUAUUUCCUAUAAACUGCUUUUAUGUCAAUAGCUGAGGUACCUACGCAGCUGUAGAUGUGGACAACUUAAUCCCCUCUAGCAAAUAGCUACAAAGAAAUCGUGAGAUACACUAAUCCUUCAAAUUGGGAGGCAGUGCUGGGAGUGACUGUAAAGUAUUUAAAAUUUAGCCAUUGCAACUGUAAAUAAACUUAAAAGGCCUUUUUUUGAUUCAGCUUCUUAACUGACUUCUGGAAGCGAGUUGUGUUCUAGGUAGAUAACGUAAAGCUCAAUGCAAGCAUCUAUAAAUACCUGAGGUGUAAUGAUUUUUUUAAAGAACUAAUGGAGAAACUGCAACAAAGAGGUGCAGAAGAAGUGUUUAUGUGCUGACAUUAGGCUUUGUUCUGUGUUCACAGGUGUGCUUUAGAGAAUAAAAGGAAUGCUUUUUUCUGCGGUGCUGAAUUUCUUUUAAUCAAGAUGUAGAGAUGAUAAUUUAGUUUCUGUAAUAAGGCAAUAAAAAUAAAAUGUGCA